Molecule: messenger RNA, 150 nt
Organism: Botrytis porri
Lineage: Eukaryota; Fungi; Ascomycota; Leotiomycetes; Helotiales; Sclerotiniaceae
Exons: 3
Coding region: 1-150 (49 amino acids)
Source: RefSeq, a predicted model, not a curated record
AUGUUCGGAGGACCACCACCACCACCAUCGGCAGCCGAGCUUAAGGCUCAAGAAGAUGAAGCUUCCCUCACCGUGCAACGAGUCAUUACAUGGUCUAUUCUUCUUUAUCUUUCACCUUUCGCCGUCAAGAGCAUUCAAAACCUCAUCUAG